AUGGCCCUCAUCCACAUUUCCAUCGCCUCCGACCCGGUGUGCCCAUGGUGCUACAUCGGAUACCGCCGCCUCACGCAAGCGAUCCGCCUGUACCGCAAGACCUACCCCGGAGGGGGCCAGGACACGAUCCGAAUCACCUGGAAGCCUUAUAUCCUCGACCCGAAUGCCUCGAUGGAGAGUAUCCCCUACAUCGACCGAAUGACCCAAAAGCUCGGGGCCGACAAGGUCGCCGGCGCGCAAGCCCACGUCCUGCGUCUGGGUCGUCCGGACGGUAUACACUUUCGAUUCGGGGGCCGCAUCGGAAGCACCAUUCGCGCGCAUCAGGUCAUCAUGCUGAGCGAGCUGCACGAUUCGGAACGGUUCAACGGGGACGCAGCGACAGCAGCAGCAGAGGCGGGUGCAGGCACGGCAGCGCUGGUCGAGGCGCUCUUCGAGGCGCACUUUGAGCGGGAGGAAGACAUCACUGAUGUUGACACUUUGGUGAGACUGGCUGUGCAGGCGGGAAGUGGGUUGGAUGCACGAUCGGUUCGCUCAUGGUUGGAGGAGGGGCGCGGGGUGGAGGAGAUCACGCAGGAGGCGCAGAGGGCUCGCGAUGGGGGGAUCCAGGGGGUCCCGUUCUUUCAGUUCGGAGACGGGGAUCGACAGCUCACGCUGAGUGGGGGCCAGGAGGUCGCGGAAUUUCUGCAGGUCUUGAUUGCGUAUAAGGAGGGGUUGGAUGCGACUACCCCGCCGAACAUGGGAACAGGUGGUUGCACGGAGAUCUCGUGCUGA
Messenger RNA from Aspergillus saccharolyticus JOP 1030-1, 771 nucleotides. RefSeq names its product DsbA family oxidoreductase. Gene Ontology annotation, molecular function: oxidoreductase activity. The transcript is spliced from 3 exons. Bases 1 to 771 code for a protein of 256 amino acids. The record is from RefSeq and is a predicted model, not a curated record. NCBI's taxonomy places the organism in Eukaryota, Fungi, Ascomycota, Eurotiomycetes, Eurotiales, Aspergillaceae.